GCGUGUACCUGACCACUGUCGAUGGAUGGGGAUUUUACAAAAUUCCCACUGUUGGAUCGAUGACGAACUUCAAGGUGAAGGCCACGUGUGAGGCGGCGGGGAUGAGGUACCCUUGCCACUACUCAGGUAGGAACGGGUGUCCCGGCGCCCACUGGACCUCAGACUGCAUCACGUAUGACGACGGCGGUAUCGAUAUAUACUGUCGUACCCCAAGCGUCCUCUCAGCAAACCUGUGUGGACAUACUGACCCUAAGCGCUGCCAGCCCCUUGAUGACACAUUUUCGUACCACCCUAACUGGCUGAGUGAUGGCAGCGCUUGGGGAGUGGACUACGACACUCACACCUGGGAACUACAUGGAGCAGACUACAGCAACAUGUACGCUCUGUGUACCGACCUUGAUGACUGCGCGUCCUCCCCUUGUGCUCAUGGAAACUGUACGGACGGAGUGGGGAGCUACACCUGUAGCUGUGAGAACGGCUGGGGAGGGACGGACUGUGAUCAAUACAUUGACGACUGUGCGUCCUCUCCGUGUGUACACGGUAACUGUACGGAUGGCGAGGGGAGUUACACCUGUAGCUGUGAGAACGGCUGGGAAGGGACGGACUGUGAUCAAGAUAUCGACGAGUGUGCAAGCAACCCUUGCUGGCUGGGAGGGACCUGCUUGGAUGACGUGGACGGUUACAGCUGUGUUUGCCCGAAAGACAAGACGGGCAAGAACUGCGAUAUCGGACCUUUUGCCGGAGAAUGCUACGAGUUCUCCAACGUGGCUGUAACACAUCGUGAGGCGACAGAAGCCUGCAGUACCAAUGGCGGCCGCUUGGUAGACGUGGAAGACGACAAACUGCAGCGUUUCCUCGCCGACAAGAUCGCGGUCACCAGUCGCGCUUCCAACUGGCUGGCCAUGAGAACUGCGCCAUUGUCUGAUUUCUACAGUCACUGUGAUGGAUUUCUUAGUGCAGGCUCCCUACAGUGGGUGGGAGGUGAGCCUUCCUCCCCUUUGGACCUGUGUGUUCUCCUGGACAGCUCCAACAACUACAUGGCAAAGGCUGCUUUCUGCACGGAGCAACACAACUACGUCUGCGAGUCCGCUGCCAAACCCUGUGAACCAAACGUGUGUCAAAACGGCGGAAACUGCACCUCCUGCUUCAACGACUCCAGCACCUUCUGCGACUGUCCUGAUGGGUUCGAGGGAAGGACGUGUGAGAUAAAUAUCGACGAGUGUGCCUCAAAUCCGUGCCAAAAUGGCGGAAGUUGUCAUGACGGCAUCAACUCCUACAGCUGCAGCUGUAUCGGCACGUUCCAGGGCGUCCACUGUGAAGCAGCCCCGGACUGGUGUUCUCCAGACCCAUGUCCGCCAGGUUUGACAUGCGUGGAUCACACGUUCUACUUCCUGUGCAAUGAUCCAGCUUCAGCCAAUCGGAUGGUCUCCUACCAGUGCAGCAGCGCCUCCUGUCCAGACGGCAUGUACUGCACCGAGGAGGGCGACGCCUCCUUCUCGUGCAAACCUGAGUGA
Branchiostoma floridae (Florida lancelet) is the source of this 1514-nucleotide messenger RNA. RefSeq names its product neurogenic locus notch homolog protein 1-like. Bases 60 to 1514 code for a protein of 484 amino acids. The record is from RefSeq and is a predicted model, not a curated record. The transcript is spliced from 10 exons. Gene Ontology annotation, molecular function: calcium ion binding. Lineage: Eukaryota; Metazoa; Chordata; Leptocardii; Amphioxiformes; Branchiostomatidae.